Molecule: messenger RNA, 1594 nt
Organism: Leptopilina boulardi
Lineage: Eukaryota; Metazoa; Arthropoda; Insecta; Hymenoptera; Figitidae
Gene: ND-39
Product: NADH dehydrogenase [ubiquinone] 1 alpha subcomplex subunit 9, mitochondrial
Exons: 7
Coding region: 153-1346 (397 amino acids)
Cellular component (GO): mitochondrion
Molecular function (GO): protein-containing complex binding
Source: RefSeq, a predicted model, not a curated record
AAAUCCCACUUCGAAAACGGCAAAAUGAACGUUUCACAUUUUGGAUACUCUACUAGAAACACAUGUUUUGUUCAAUUUUCGGUUUUGUUGGCUAAAUUGUCAGUCUGCUGCAUGAUUGUUAUUAAAUCCAGUAUUGUAUAUUGGUUUCAAAUAUGUUUUCUUCUUUAAGAAAACAAUCAGUAUGCUCAUUAAACAAAACUAUUCAGACAUGUCGUUAUUCUCAAUCACCAAAAGUAAUAAAAAAUGUAACAACCGCUAGUAUGAAAAGAGGUACUGGAGGCCGCAGUUCUUUCAAUGGAAAUGUUUGCACUGUUUUUGGUGCCACUGGAUUUAUUGGCCGGUAUGUUGUCAAUCGUUUAGGCAAAAUUGGAACCCAGAUAAUACUUCCUUAUCGAGGGGAUUUUUAUGACUGCAUGCGUUUAAAACCAGCGGGCGAUCUAGGACAAAUUAUUUUUCAUCCAUUUGAUAUUCGAGAUGAAGAUUCUAUUCGUAGAUGCGUGAAAUACUCAAAUAUUGUUGUAAAUUUAAUAGGAAGAGAAUAUGAAACUAAAAAUUUUACAUUCGAGGAUGUUCAUGUAAAGGGAGCAAGAACGCUUGCUAGGAUUUGUAAAGAAAGUGGAGUUGAAAGAUUUAUUCAUCUUUCUUGUCUAAAUGCAAAUCCAAAUCCAAAGCAAUUGGUUUUAAAAUCGCCAUCUCGAUACUUUAUCUCAAAAUGGGAUGGAGAAUUAGCAGUUAGGCAAGAAUUUCCUGAAGCGACAAUCAUUCGACCAUCAGAUAUAUAUGGUCAAGAAGAUCGUUUCUUAAUGUUAUAUCAAAGUAGAUGGAGACAUCAUUUGUAUAAUGGUGUUCCAUUGUACAAGAAAGGAGAAGUAACUGAGAAACAACCGGUAUGGAUUGGCGAUGUUGCAUCUGGAAUUAUGGCUGCUAUUAAAGAUCCAGAAUCCAGUGGAAGAACUUAUCAGUUUGUUGGACCUAGACGUUACAAACUUGCUGAUUUAGUGGAUUGGUUCAUGAGAAUAUUGAGACGUGAAGCCGAUAAUUGUAUGUACAGAAGAAUGGAUCUUGAUUAUUGUCCUUUCUUUAAAUUAAAAGUUGAAUUAACAGAAAGACUGAGUCCAGCAUAUCCUUUAGGACAAUUAUCUUGGCAAAAUUUAGAAAGAGAGCAUACCACUGAUAAUAUUGUAAAAGGUUUGCCUAUGCUUGAAGAUCUUGGAGUAAAUCCUAUUGUAAUUGAUUCACAAGUCUUAUGGGAGUUGGCACCAUGGCGGUAUGAUUUAGCUUAUCAAGAAUAUUAUGGAGAAUAUGAUGAUCCUCCUCCACCACCUCAUAUUACUGCAACAAUUUAACUGUUAACUUAUUAGAUAUGUACGCUUGUUUAUUUUGAAAAUAAUAUAUUGUAGUAAGAAAUAAUGUGUUAAAUAUUUAAAUUAUAAUUUUUGUUUCAUGAUCAAAAAAACAAGCCUAACAUUUUGUUUUAGAGCCGAGAAAGCGUUUCGAUGUAUUUUUUUUUUUAUAUAAUAUUGAUUCUUCGUAAAGAGGGCAUUUUUAUUUCUUUGCGUUACAUCAUCUAAAUAUAAUUAUUGAGUUAUCAAUA